UCUGACGCUUUCCCGGAAGCGGAAACGGAGCUCUCCUCUCUUCUGACGCUUAGACGGGGCACCGGAAGAAGGCGCUGUGUCGUUUAACGGUGCUGUACGGCGUAGAGCAGGCCGUACCGGUAAUUGGGCAGCGGCUGUGGUGUCUAAAACAGGUUGGGAUUGAGCCUCGCCUACCCUGGCUUGCCAUGCUAACGCAGAACUCUCUGUCCUUGAGAUUUUGAGGUGGAAAGAUGGCCAAGGUGGUUGAUAUCAUUGUGCUGGAUGAUGGCGAUGAUGAUGAAGAAAUACCAUCCUGUUCCCCUAUAGCAUCCUAUUCCCCUAUAGCAUCCUGUUCUUCCCCUAAGGCAUCCUGUUCCCCUAAGGCAUCCUGUUCCCCUAAGGCAUCCUGUUCCCCUAAGGCAUCCUGUUCCCCUAAGGCAUCCUGUUCCCCUAAAGCAAAGGAAAGUCCACCUGAGCCUCCACCAGCAUCUGAGCCGCAGAACAGUGGAAAUAAAGAUGGCGGAAACACCCAUAACAAGGCCUCGAUGAGUGCAGAAAACCAAAAACUUUUUGAGGAGUUUGUGGACUACUGCUCCAAGUUAACCGCCGAACAUCCAGAGGUCAUACCCUUCCUUCAAAAAUGUCACUCCAAGGCCAACGCUAGCUACCUUUCCUCUGUUGAGUUCCGCAACACUUUGGGUCGCUGUCUCGCCCGUGUGCAGGGCAAGCAAACAAAGCUUUAUGUUUACAUCAACGAACUGUGUACUGUGCUCAAGAAUCAUUCCGAGAAGAAAAAAGUCCCCCUGCGAACGCAACCGGCCCCUCCACAGCGUGACAAGACGGAAGCUGGAUUCCCAAAGGAAUGGGUAGAAACUGAAAACUCAAGGGAGGAGGUAGAAACAGAAAAUACAAAUGAGGAGGUACCGGAAAAGAAAGCGGGAUCCAAGCAUCAGAUCCGGCGCCUCGAGAGCCUUUUGCGGCUUUACGCUCAGGAGAUCCAGAAGCUGCAAGAGAAGGAGCUUAGUCUGGAUGAUUUGGAUGAUGAGGACUCGACAUACAUUCAGGAGUCGAGGCUGAAACAGAAAAUGAUACGUAUCUAUGAGAAACUCUGCGAGUUGAAAGACUGCUCUAGCCUCACGGGUCGGGUUAUAGAGCAACGGAUAGAGUACAAGGGCACCCGAUACAAGGAGGUCAAUCGCCGCCUGGAAAAGUUCAUCAAUAACACCAGAGAUGUCUUCCCGGAUUAUGGCGACGUCCUUAAGGUGGUGCAGAAAGCCAAUGAAAGGCAUAACCUGACUCUGACACGCAAGCAAGUGCAAAGCAUAGCACAGGACGCUUUUCGGGACCUUGGGAACAAGCUCAAAGACCGGAGACAUUUAGACUUGGUGUAUAACUUCGGUUCUCACCUGACUGAUCCCUACAAGAGCGGUGAGGACCCUGCUAAACAUGACACAUCCCUGGCCCGACGUCUCUGUGAAAACCGCAACUUGGCUGUAAAUCGCUUGGAAGGUGUCAUCAAAAAGUUUGCAGAAAUGCAGGAUGAAGGGGAUGAUGAGGAUUGGAAGAACAAGAACAAAGACAAUGAAGUGCCGAGUACUUCCAAGGAUGUGAAGGUUUCUCCAAGAAGCAAAAGAGCACAAUCUCACAGUUCUCGUGAAUCUGAGGAAGAUGAAGACGAGGAUGAAGAGUCGGAGGAAUCGGAUGUGGAUAUUGAGGAAGAGCUUAGACAGAGUCAGGAGGCACCUGAUGAUGAAAAUGAAGAAGACAUGAAUGUUGACUACUCGAAUGAAACCGACCAAAAGAUGGAGGAGACCUCCGAUCAACAGAACUCUUCUCCUGCUAGUAAGGACGAGGGGGAGAAUGAAGAGAGUGAUGAUUCUGAUCAGGAUGGAGAUGAAGAGGAUUCGGAUAAGGAAGACGACCAGGAUUUGUCUUCAGGUUCUACAUCUCUCUCAGCUGAGAAGGAAGAUCAGAAUACAAGCUUAGAGGUGGAGACAGCUGAUCCUGCCUCUCCUUGUCUUAGCAAUGAUACUCAAGUGGUCAAACAGUCACAGGAGGAUCACGCAGAGCAAGAAAAGGGCAAUACGACCUCAGGUGUCACUUCUGAGAAGGCAGAUUCUGAAAGUCACAAUGUAGAGCAGUUGGAGAUGAGCGUCGUUGAAGAGGAUUUUGUUUGGGGGAAUGAAAAAAACACGGAGGAAAUAAAUGUGCCUUAUGUGGAGGCAAAAACGCCUUCCAACAAUGAGCAGAGUACAGACACACAAAAUUUAGAAAAGGAUACCAAGAGUCCGACGGUAAAAGGAAAAGAGGGAAAGUUCAACCGUUUGGACAAAUGCAUCAACAAAAUUACAGGCAGUCUUGCUCACAAUUCUAUCAAAGCAGAGAAAGCAUCACCUGUGCGACGCGAGGAAGAACGAUUCAGGCAUUUAAACAACAAAAAGCAACGUUUAGGGGGCACGCCAAGGACUGAGGCGCAGAGCAGUAACGGAAAGCUAGUCUGUGUAGAUACUCCCGGAGAGCGAUGGGACCCCGUACGCAAGAUUGCAUUCAGUCGGUCUUCAGAUAAAAACUCAGAUGUGGUGCACUUGGAUAGUUCCAAAAACAGCACAUUCAGUGAUACCAGCAAUGGAGUCCACAAGGCCAUGGUUUUGUCACCCACUCCCGUAAAUCGCUUAAAACGGAAAAGAGACAUGAGCACCCCUACAGAGACUAAUUUGACAACAAAGUGUGAAGAAGUUGGUUCCAACAGGAGAAAAAGAAAGAACACCUCACAGUUAUGGACUGGGAACGGAGUGGCAAAGCACAAGGGGGAAGACCAAAAACUCAAUGUUGCAAAACUGAGCAGAGUGAGCAAUUCCUAUACAUCCUACUUAAGCCCUUCCGAGCCUUGCAGUGACAAUGAGCACGACAUUACACUAGACUUGAUGGUGACCUGCAGCCCACAGAUGACCCCAAACAGGACACCAUCCCGACAUAAUAAGACUGAUGCUGCCACACAGUGUGACCCAGAUGAGGUGAUCGUUUUGUCCGACUGAAUCCAAUGUGAGAAGAUCGGGGGCCAUGGCAGGCUGCGUGAUGUUUGGAGCUGAUGGACAUUAGAGGAAUAGCAGAGAGUGUUACUUAUAUGGAAGUAGGGUAUGUUUUGUUAGGUGGGGGGGAGUCCAGAGGACGACUCCUGGUAGAUAUGAGUGUGUUACAGAACCUCAGGGGGGGGGUCCAGCGGAUCAGACUUUCUUUUGGGGCGUUAAUAUAAGAUCUUCUGGAGAGGCCAAAUGUGUACCUGUGAGUAGGUCUUACCCUGGAGUAUUUUAUUUUACUCUGGGUAUUUUUAAUAUCGCCUCUCACUUGUUAAUUCUUAUUUUAUAAUAAAAAAUUAAAAAAAAAAAUUUAAACCUCAAAAAAAAAAAAACUUUGAAAUAAAUGUUCAUUUUAUUAUUCUCUGGCUCCUGUAUUUGUAUGCUGGGAGGAUGCAUAGAACUGAAGAGUACUGAUCACGUGUCCUAAUGGCAGGGAUCUUAAAUAUAAUCAUUAAAGUGCAACUAAACUUUCAAACUAUAAAGAUUUGUAAUUUUUAUGUUGCAAACAUUUGUAAAUAGAUACAAAGGUAUAUUAUAUAUUCUUGUUUUUAGACAGUUU
Messenger RNA from Rana temporaria (common frog), 3615 nucleotides. RefSeq names its product death domain associated protein (gene DAXX). Lineage: Eukaryota; Metazoa; Chordata; Amphibia; Anura; Ranidae. The coding region runs from base 231 to 3014 and encodes 927 amino acids. The transcript is spliced from 8 exons. The record is from RefSeq and is a predicted model, not a curated record. Gene Ontology annotation, molecular function: histone binding.